Messenger RNA from Anoplophora glabripennis (Asian longhorned beetle), 6988 nucleotides. It is a transcript of the gene Gug, whose product is annotated as arginine-glutamic acid dipeptide repeats protein. Lineage: Eukaryota; Metazoa; Arthropoda; Insecta; Coleoptera; Cerambycidae. The coding region runs from base 279 to 5969 and encodes 1896 amino acids. Gene Ontology annotation, cellular component: nucleus. Gene Ontology annotation, biological process: regulation of DNA-templated transcription. The record is from RefSeq and is a predicted model, not a curated record. The transcript has 22 exons. Gene Ontology annotation, molecular function: sequence-specific DNA binding; transcription corepressor activity.
UUAGUAAAAUGGCCGACCAGGAUCGAUAAAAGUUGUGAUGUGUUUUCAGUCAAAUACUGUAAUUUUAAAAACAAAAUAAAUGUUGAAAAACCUAUGAAUUGCUAGUGUAUAUAGUGUAUUUGUGUUUCAAAAUAAAUUCGUGACUUUUAUUUCCGGUUAGUGUGCUUUAAACCCAGAAAGAAACUUUUAUUAUGUAGCAUUUGUUUUAGUAAGUACCAUGUAAUUAAGUGUACCGCCGCACUUGACUUAAUAUCCUGAAAUCGAGAAGGGAAAUCCCAAUGGCGACUACUCAAGGAGAAAUCAGGGUGGGUCCCGGAAACCAGGUAAAAGACAUUUAUGCUCGUUUACCUGAAUAUCGUCCAGGUGUACCCCCAGAACAACUGUCGCCUGAUCCCGAACACACCAAAACCAGAGAGGAAUUGCGAUGGGUCCCAGCCAUGACUCUGGAUUCGGACCUUCUGAUGUACUUACGGGCCGCUAGGUCUAUGGCAGCUUUCGCCGGCAUGUGCGACGGAGGAUGUCCAGAAGACGGCGCCAAUGCCGCCUCUAGGGACGACACCACAAUCAAUGCCUUAGACGUGCUUCACGAUUCCGGGUAUGACCCCGGAAAGGCACUGCAGGCGCUAGUGAAGUGUCCCGUGCCGAAAGGGAUCGAUAAGAAGUGGAGCGAGGAGGAGACGAAGCGUUUCGUGAAAGGUCUGCGACAGUUCGGCAAGAACUUUUUCAGAAUCAGGAAAGAUUUGCUACCUCACAGAGAUACGCCUGAGUUAGUAGAAUUUUAUUACUUGUGGAAGAAAACGCCGGGUGCGAAUAACAACAGACCCCAUCGUAGGCGUAGACAGGGGUCCCUGAGACGAAUUAGGAAUACUCGAAAUAGUAGAGGAGGUAAUGCUUCAUCUAAUGCAGCACGCAAUGCACCACCAGAAGUUGAAAAUAACAGACCGUCGCCCCAGCCAGGCAAGGAACCGGGCGAGACAAGCUCUGUAACUGAGGACGAUAAUGACAGCGAAGACGACAGUGACAGUCGCGAGGCACAGUACCGUUGCUCUCAUUGUUUCACCACAAGUUCAAAAGAUUGGCAACCAGGCGGUAAGGACAGACAGUUGCUCUGUUGGGACUGUAGAGCCCACUACAAAAAAACAAAUGAUUUGCCACCUCUUACAGCACCACCUACAACUGGAAACACACCACCAACUACAGAAAGCCCGGAUGCGAGCCCACAGAGAAUGCGGACGAGAAACAAGGCGGCGAAGGAACAGACGACAAACCGCGCCAGACCUAAACGUGGCGGAACGGAAACACCCGAACCGAAAACUCCCGUUAAGCAAAAUAAUAAUAACGAGAAGAUAACGCCGAACCAACCCAACACCCCAGGGAAGAAGAAGGGCAAAACGGACAAACCCGAAACGCCGAAUAAAAAUCGGAAACGUCAACAAGAAAAUAGAGUUGAAGAAAACGAGUUGGAGGAGAAAGAUCUGGGUCUACUUAAGAAAAAACGAGAGAGAGCGGAGAGUCCUUCCAGCGUCACGACCGAUUCUGAAACAGUGAACGAAGACGUGGAGAACACCGAAAAUGAUAACGAUACGUCGGACGUACCUCCGCCUAGCUCCACGACGGUUGUCACAACUCCCCUACAAGCGAUGGUAACGACAAGCAUCGCCCCUGCAAUGAACACCAACAACAACAUAAUUACCCCGGAACCCCUUCCGAAACCCAUUAUGAAACCAGACAUACUUGAACCGCCAGAGAUAAAACCGUCCAUACAAGCGACCGCGCCAAACAGUACCAGUUUGCCAGUUAUCCAGUCAACUAAACUACAAACGCCGGCCAAUAUGGAACCGAUGCCACUCAACGUAUCCAUUCGAUUACCCGACGACAUAAACGAGAGGAAGAACCUUAUCAAACGUAACUUAGACAACGUCUUGGACAUGAAAGACAUCAAAUACAAUCCGGACGGUAUGAAAUAUAACUCGGACAACAUGAAGAUCAAUCCAGAAGCCGUCAGGUUCGCUCAGCAGGAAUAUAAAAGGGAGCAGCAGCAGCAGCAACAGCAGAUGAAAAAGCAGGAAAUGCAACCUAAGAUGGAAAAGGAAGUAAAAGAAGAGACCAAAGAGUCCUUGCCUCCGCAGCAGAUACCGCUCGUUCCCGAAAAACCGUUCAAAACCGAACUCAUAAUACCAAAAGUCCACACCAUAGACAAGAUAAAGGAGGAGAUGGAUUCCUCCAACGAGGCCAUCAGCAUGAACCCUAUGAUUCUGAACCCUAAUCUGGACGGCAAAGACGAAAACAUUUACAAAGAGAACAUAUUCAUGCCCCACAGUAAAAACAUCAAAGAGCCGAUAUCAUUCGGAAUGAAAGAUCCGCCGCUGAUGAACCACCUCCAACCGAAACACGGUCUAAACCUGAAGGAGCCCCAGGUGGAGAAACACAAAGAGCAGAUCAUCAACAUGAACCAUUCCAGUUACAUUUCCGAUAAGAAACCGGAUCCUUACGGCUACCAAAGCUCGCAGAGCUCCAACAAAGACUCGACCCCCACCACCGCCGCCACCAUCAACAGCGUGAACAACACGGUGAUAAAACUAGAACCCAGAGACGAACCGAUGGAGCUCACGAAUCAAAACAGAAACGAACCACCACAACCGUACGGCAGUAUGCCGCAACCCCUCAAUAUACCCCAGGUUAUCCCGAUGUCGCAGCAGAUCCCCGCCAAUCUCCGACAAAGCAGCGACAGCCACUACGAAGAAGAGAAGAAGAUGGAGAAAUUGGAACGCCCGGAAAGGUUGGACCGGCCCGACCGCAUCGACCGUUCAGAUCGUUCCGAGAUGGGACCCAUUACCUCGUCCUCGAUAGGGCAACCUCCGCUUCCCAGCCUGAUGCAAUCCAGUAACUUGGUCACUAUCGGGGGAUCUCAAGCGCCACAGAUCAACCACUACGGGUUCAUGACGGGCGUGUCUCCAUUCAGCCACCCCCAGUCGCCUAGGAACCCGGAGAAGAGUCAGAGUCACAGUCACAUGCAGCAAGGCAGCGCACAAGGACAGAACCAGAACGAGCCGCAGAAUCUCAAAAUAAAGCAGGAGAUUCCAGACAUCUCUUCCAGUCAGAGCAGUCAAAGUCUGCCCCCGAACCAUCUAAGCGGUUUGAAUACUUUCACGCAAAACGCGCUGCCGCCUGGACCCGGCCAGACGUCGCAUAAUAUGAACAUUUUACCGCCGAGUUCGCAAGGUUUGUCCGCCACCACGAACUUGAAUUUGCCGACCUCGGGCGGUUAUAUCCAGCCUCCGAGUCACAUGCAAGGGCAGCCCAUGGCGGAUCCCCUGCAAAGUUUACGAGACGUUAAAAUACCCGGUUAUUUGCCCCCACCACAGCCUCCGUCUACGCAGUCGUCGUCUACAACCGACCGGAGUGACAGGCCGGCCUCUGGCCCAGCCGUGGAGAACAUCAAGAAGGAACCGGAAUUCGGACGACCGUCUAGCAGCGGUCCCAGCCCGAAAACGCCGUCCGAUAAAUGUAGUACUCCCAAAAAUAAUACCCCGGGAAUUCAAAUAUCGGCCACUCCUCCGCUAAGACAACAAGGAACAAACUCGCCGCACACCGCAGUAAACCUGAUAAGCCCCAGUUCUGGUCCUCCGACAUCCCUCUCGCAGCCGCACCCUCACCAACCGCACGGUCCGUCGUACGGGUCCAUGCACCCCCCUCAUCAUCUAGUCCAUCCCUCGUUUCUCCACAUGCAAUUUCCCGGCCAUCCGUAUUCCGGUUAUCCGUUCUCUUACCCUUACCCCUAUCCCGUUCCGCCCCAACCGCACCCAAUACCUCCUCCAACUAGUCGUCCGGAUAUGGUAGUCCCGCCCAAGUCCAUCGAUACCGUCAGUGCCACGUUGAUGUCUUCCCAACACAGCACGAGUAGCACGUUGACGUCCAAACGGGAGACGAGGGAGUCCGACGAGACCGGCGCCGAGAGGCACCAGACGCACGAAAUGACGCUGACCAACCACCAGAGCACGUCUCACAAUAGUUCUGUCCAUGCCACGGUGGAAAAACACAAUUACGGGGGCAGUCAUAGCAUCACGAUAUCGCACAGCACGUCGACGAGUUCCAGUCAGAGCGUUCAGCACAAAGUGAAUCAGAAAACCGUGAGGACCAGUUCGCCCCAUACUCCCGUUUCCCAGAGUUCCUCAACCACUAGCUUAAACCACUCGUCUUCAUCUUCAACGAGCAACCACCAGCAUACACAUCACCACACUCACACGCACCACGACAGGAUGUCACCCGGCAACCAACUGCUGCGGCACAGUAUGCAUAACAAGCCCCCAACGCCCCAGACCAACCCGCAUCACCUUAUGAUCCAACCGCCCAACAUGGGACACCAUCCGUCGCCGCUGGAACGUAUUAUCAACGAUUUUUCAGGCCCUCCGUCGAUGGGCAGCAGUUCCCUGGACGCCCUAAGGGCCCACGCGGCCCAAGCUGCCGCGAAUAUGCAGCAGUCCAGUAAUAUGCACCCGCCGAGCACCUCGCCGAUGAAUCCUCCCCCUAAGCCGGUGUCGGACGAGAUAAUCAAGGUCGAACCAGAUCCGGGUCCGUCGACUCCCGAAGAAGAGAGCCAGAGUAGUCCCGUAGCCCCAUCAAGGGGGCCUUCGCCUGAACCUAGGAUCGAAGAUACCGAGUGUCACAGAAGUCAAAGUGCAAUAUUUUUGCGGCAUUGGAAUCGAGGCGAUUACAAUUCGUGCACAAGGACCGAUCUCACAUUUAAACCAGUUCCCGAUUCGAAAUUAGCGAGGAAGAGGGAGGAGAGGCUGAGGAAACAGGCGGAGAGGGAGAGGGAGGAAAGAGAGCGAGCCCAACAAGCCCAACAGAGGAAAAUCACGACUCCCGAAAAACCAGAUGUGAAGCCGCCGUCUAGGGGUCCUUUGGAAACGGUUUCCUCGCCUUACGAGAGGUUCCCGAGACCCGGUUUUAAUGAUACGCCCGCGUUGAGGCAGUUGUCGGAGUAUGCCAGGCCGCACGCUGGAUUCAGUCCAGGUCACAUGCCGAGGUCUCUACUGCCCCCGUCUCAUGUCAUGGACCCCAUGCUACAGUUCCAGUUAAACAGCAUGUACGGUCCAGGUGCAAGGGAAAGAUUGGAACUGGAGCAUUUGGAGAGAGAAAAGAGGGAACGUGAGAUCAGGGAGCUGCGCGAAAGAGAACUCAACGACAGAAUCAAAGAAGAGAUCAUGAAGAGCGGUAUGCGAGGGCCGCCAAACCCAAUGGACCCCCAUUGGCUGGAGCUGCAGCGGAGAUACGCUGCGGGAUUGGCGGGCCCAGGAGGUACGUGUUUUAUAGGACCGGCGGGACUUCCGCUGCACCACUACGCCUUGUACCCAGGAGGCGGUAGCGCGCAAUUGUCCCAAAUGGAAAGGGAGAGGUUGGAGAGGCUGGGCAUUCCACCUCCCGGAGCCCCGGGGGGUCCCGGUGGCCCGCCGCCGGGCCACCCACACCACCCCGCCCAUCAAGCGCAAUUGGAAGCGGCGGAGAGGCUGGCCCUUGCUACAGAUCCUAUGUUGAAGGUAAGGUUGCAAAUGGCUGGCAUUUCUCCAGAGUACCAUGCCCAUACCCAUGCACAUACCCAUGCCCACACCCACUUACACCUGCAUCCGCAACAGCAGCAGGCGCAGCAGGAGGCGGCGGCUGCUGCGGCAGGAUUCCCCCUACCAGCUUCUGCGGCGCCGGGUUACCCCCGCCCUGGGCUAAUCCCUGGUAGAGACGGUCCGCUAGGACUGCACCACCCCGAUCUUCUAGGUCGACCAUACGCGGAUCAACUGGCGCAUCAGGCCGCUGCACAUGAACAAUUACAGAGGCAGAUGCUGCUAGAAAGAGAUAGAUUUCCUCCCCACCCCUCGAUUGUUGCUCAACAUGAAGAGUACCUAAGGCAGCAAAGAGAGCGCGAACUUAAAGUAAGAGCUUUAGAGGAGGCAGCAAGAGGUUCUAGACAGUAAUAUGUUUUCUCUCCAUGGCCCAAAAUUCUGAUUUGAAAAAGGUUAGUUUCUAAACUAAAGCAAAUCAAAUUGUAUUAUCAUGUACAUGUUUUACAAAAAAAAAGUGUAUUUUGAAAUCUUUCUCAUAGUUUCACUACCUACUUAAAAUAGUUCAUAAAUAGUAAAUAUAUUGCUAAUUUAUAUAUAUAAAAAAAAAGAAAAUAUAUACAAUUUUAAUUUUUUAAAAUAUUUUUUGCAAUCAUAGAAAGUAAUUUUUGUAUACAUAUUGAUGUUAGUAUUAAAUACAAGAGAAUAAGUAAACAGAAAAUACAAAACGUGGAGUCGUCUCUUUAGAUAUACUUAGUAUGUUUUAGGCGUUUUUUUUUCUUUUUCGUUGGAGUUUAUUUUCUGUUUAUUUAUAAAAAAUAUCUGUAAAUAGUUGAUAUAAGAUGAAAAUGGGUUAUACCAUUUGUAUUUAUAUUAUUGUGACAGUAACAUAUUUUUUAAUAAUUUUGGAAAUUGUACAGUGUCUUCCUAUUAUGUAAAAAAUGCUCUUUGAAAAUAUCUUCUUGUACAUUAUUGGAACCUGGCUGGAGUUUAUCCAAGAUUUGGGUAAGUGCUUUACCGGCAUGUAAAUAUACGUGUAAAAAUAUUUCGGAUUUUACGUGGUUUUACGUCCCCGCCUUAUACAUAAUUUUGUCCAAUAUUUACAUAUUCAAGCACAAUUUAGUAUAACUUUAGAAAUAUAAAAUUUGUAAUUAUAAAGUUAGAGUGUAGAGAGAAGGGGGGUAAAACUAUUUCAAAUCUGAAAUCGUAUUUAUGAUUUAUGAGUUUCUAUCUUCUUUCUAGCCUGAAGAAGUUGCAAUAUUUGUAGCAAUAUUGUUACAUUGAAAGAUUUAAAAAAAUGUACAAAAUACGUCUUUCAUUUUUCUACGUUGGUGUACACGUAAGAUAUUUUCAAGGAUUCCAGGUAUACUAGAUGGAAAAAAGCAUACUUUGUAAGAAGUUUUAUAACAGUUUGAAAUAUACGAUUUAACGAG